Lycium barbarum (goji berry) is the source of this 1646-nucleotide messenger RNA. Its product is annotated as la-related protein 6C. The record is from RefSeq and is a predicted model, not a curated record. Gene Ontology annotation, cellular component: nucleus. The transcript has 10 exons. The coding region runs from base 32 to 1282 and encodes 416 amino acids. Gene Ontology annotation, molecular function: mRNA binding. NCBI's taxonomy places the organism in Eukaryota, Viridiplantae, Streptophyta, Magnoliopsida, Solanales, Solanaceae.
UACAACAGAAAAGAAGAUAAAACAAACAAUAAUGGCACAAUUGCAACCUGAGAGAGUUGCUGAAGAAUGUAUUCAAGAAAGUAAAACACAUUUUGAGGCUAAGGAUGUUAAGAAAACAAGUAGUAAUAGUAAUAGUAAUAAGGAGGAUAGUGCCUCUUUCAAAUUCAAUGUCCAAGCCCCUGAAUUUGUACCAAGAUCUCAUGCUACUACUACUAUUACUGCUACUACUACAACCCCAAUUUCAAGUUACUUUUACCCAUAUUUCCAGUAUCUUUCUGGGGGUAAUGCUACUUCUGAUUGGUUAUAUGUGGGCGAUCAAGACACUCUUUCCUAUAUUCCAAAUCAAAAUUUCUCUGCUAUGCUUCAAAAAGAUGUCCUUCCAGAAGAUGUCAAGAACAAGAUCAUUAAACAGGUUGAAUACCAACUUAGCGACAUGAGCUUGCUGGCAAAUGAGAACCUAUUGAGACAGAUGAAUAAGGACCUUGAAGGCUUUGUCCCAAUUUCCUCUGUUUCGGCUACAAAGAAAAUCAAGUCUCUCAUCACCAACCAACAGACACUUGCUCAUGCCCUCCUGUCCUCUACAAAGCUGGUUGUAAGCAAUGAUGGCAAGAAGGUUAAAAGAAGAAUUCCAUUUACUGACAAGGAUAAAGAGGAUUUGCAGUUACGCACAGUUGUUGCGGAGAAUUUACCAGAUGAUCACUCUCAUCACAACAUUGAGAAAAUAUUCAAGGUAGCUGGAAGUGUCAAAACCAUCCGCGUAUGCCAUCCCCAGGAUCCAAACUUGUCGCGUGCUAGAGGAGACAUUGGCAUUAGCAACAAGCUCCAUGCACUGAUUGAGUUUGAGAAUCCUGAAGCAGCUGAGAGAGCAGUCGAGAAGUUAAAUGAUGAAAGGAACUGGAGAAAAGGCCUACGAGUGAGAUUGCUCCUCAGACGUUCACCAAAGUCUGUUCUAAAGAGCAGGAAAUCGGAAUUUGAUUGUUUUGAUGAUGAAGAUGGACUGCCCUCUGAAGACUCUGAUAGCAAUAAUGUUGAAGAUGGAGUAGGAUCAGCCAAGAAAUCAUGGAACAAAGGGCGUGGGAAAUUAAGAAUGCGUCCUCAAAUUCAUGGUGGUCGGGGCCUACUUGCCGCACUUCCACAAUGCAGCAGCGGGUCGAGCCUAAGUGAAGGACCAGUGAGACAGGUUACAAAAGGGCCAAGAAUGCCCGAUGGAACGAGAGGUUUCACCAUGGGAAGAGGGAAGCCUCUCAGAACUACUGUUAUAUCCGGAGUACAUGUUGCCUAAUGGGAACGUUGAUCAAUUUUCCCCUUUGGUUACUAUGGAAAUAGUCACCAAAAAUAGAUUUUGGAUUUCAGAGUUUUUGAGAAUCAAGAAAAUAAUGUUACGUUCUACUUUUGUGCACUGUUUUUGAGCAUUGAUUCAUUCAUUUAUUCAACAAAAUGUAUAGCAGUAUAUAGGUCCUUAAAAGGCUUGCUUGAGAAUGAGACUAUUGUUUUUUUUUUUUUUUUUAACCUGGAAUCCGCCUCUUUCAUGGGCUAUUAUAGUACAUCCAAGAUUUGAUUCAUCUUAUUUUUGCAUUAUUAUCAGAUUGAUCUACCAUUUAUAUUCUUUUGUUUCCCGUGAGUUCAAUAGAAGAGAUAAUUGUUGG